Naegleria fowleri is the source of this 2874-nucleotide messenger RNA. RefSeq lists its product as uncharacterized. Lineage: Eukaryota; Heterolobosea; Eutetramitea; Acrasida; Naegleriidae. The coding region runs from base 1 to 2874 and encodes 957 amino acids. The transcript has a single exon. Gene Ontology annotation, molecular function: protein binding. The record is from RefSeq and is a predicted model, not a curated record.
AUGAAGCAAAUUGGUCCUUGGUCAUUCUCUCAACGUUGCAUCUCUCGGAGAAGAAUGGGUUGGAGUCGUCCUCAUCAGCAAACAUUCUCUCGUUGGAAUUCUUUCCAUCCGUCGACCAUUCUGAUAUUGGACCACCAUCGCCUGAGGAACAACCAUAGAGAUGCACCAUUGUUAAAUAAUGAUAAUCAUUCAUAUAGAGCCUUUUCUUCAUCAUAUAUCAUUCAUUCCGAUAAUACUCAUAAUGUAAUUUUAAAUGCAAGUAGUAGUACUGAUGGUACUAAAAUUGAUGGAACUGAAAAUUUCUUGUUGUUGGGACAAUUCUCAAACAGUACCCAAGAGGAAGUUUCAUCGUUUUCAUUGGACCUUUCUCAUUUAAUGAAAAAGAAAAAAGUGAAGAGAGUAAAAUUGGACGACGAUGAUGAUACGGAGAUCAUGGAAUCUACAACAACAUUUCAUGAUCAAUGGUUUCAAUUAAAUUUUCCACAACAAACUCAACGACAGCUUCGACUUCUUCCUCGCUUGAAAAGCCUGGCAAAUAUUUUUUCUCCAAUUUUUAAAUACUUGGAUAAGGGAUUAUUUCACAAAGCUCUUUUUAAACUCGAGCAACACAAGUCCAUCAUACAAGGAGCUGUCUUGGACACUCAACGUUUAACAGCUCAACAAGCACAAAUACUAACCAUGGAGCUGGAAAAAUAUAAAUCCCUUGCUGUUGGUCAAGUUUGUGAUACACUCUUGGACCGAUUUGACCAAACACACGAAUAUCUAAAAAUUCAAAAAGUUUUGAGCUUUCUACGAGAUUUUACGAAUCAUGUAAAUUGUACACAUAUCGGAAAUUUUAGGUCUUUAUGUGAUCCCAUUAUUCAACGAUCAAUUUCAAUCCUGAUACGCUCAUCUAUCGAUUCAAUGAAGAGCCUAUAUUCAGAUCAUUUGUUCGAGGCUGUAAAAAAAGAUGUCAUGACAGAUAUUUCUCCCUCACUCAUGAUGCUGUUGGAUAUUUUUCAAAAAGACGAAUUUUCUCAGAACUCGUACAUUAAGCAAUGCAUUUCAUUUAUAUUGGAACUAAACAAUAAUGCCUAUUUUAUUAUGGAUAUCUAUACUCUUGACAUUAUUCUAGAGUUGCUUAUGGAAGGCAGGAAAUUUGAUGUUGCUUUCAAACUCGUCCAGAAAGAAAGCGAUAGACUCAUUUUACCAUUUCUCAAGUUAUUGUCAAACGAUCAUUCAGAUCAACAAUCCUCUGUGGAAUUUACCUAUCACAACGUUCCUCGUAUUUAUGGAUUAGUUGAAAAAGUAAUGACAAUUUUUGGAGAAUCCGGCAAAUACGAUCAGUUGUUGAAUCUAUAUAAGAUACUCAAACGCCCAUCACAACAUUGCUUCAACAUUCUUGUUCAGUAUCUUGCACAAUCUCAAGUCGAACAACACUAUGUUGCUCUGAUGGAAAUCAUUCUUGACACUGUAAAAAACAGACACAAGUAUGUGCAUAUUAUUACUCCAAUCAACAUCAAGAACAUGUUUAGAUCCAACUCUAUUAUCACAAAACAUUUCACUCCUGAAGACAUUGAAACCUUAAGAACUCUAAUUUUCGAAAAUUUGAAUAUGAAACCUAGCCCUCGAAUCCUUAAUUUAUUUCUGAAUUUAUAUCUUAAACAUGGGAUGGAAAAGGAAGCUUUUGAAAUUUUUGAACAGUUUUAUACGAAUGGAGUGGACACAAAUGUGUCUACUUUGACCAUAAUAUUAACUUAUCUAUGCGAGCAGAAACAAUACAUUGAUGCAAUCAAAAUCAGUGACAAGUCCAUUACAGAGCCUAUCGUGUUUGACAUUCCAUUUUUAAACAUGUUAUGGAAAAUUUAUUAUGAAUACAUUUGGAAACAUUUACUUGUUAUAAACAAAACUAGCAACAACGGAUUUUCAAAGCAAGAAACAAAUAUUCAAUUAUUAGAGUAUAUCCGGGAUUUUGAACAGCAGAAUUUCUACACCAUUCUAACUUGGAGAAAGCAUAAAAAAGAAAACCCUCUGUAUUGUGACGACAUCAUUGAUGAAAGUGAGGAAUCAUCAUUGGACAACCAACACGAUGAGAGACUCCAUCGACAAUUAUUAAUUUUUGAAUAUUUGGUCAUUCAAAUGGAGAGAGCAUUCGACAAGUACAUUCUUACAAGCUACAAUUAUUUAUACGAUUCCAGUAAUACAACUUCUGUGUAUCCACCACCACCAUCUGCUCCCUCCUCGACACCAAAAGACAAAAUCUAUUCGAGCAACAAGCAUUUACACUUUCUAAGGGAAGGAAACAAAAAUAUGACUGAAAAAACAUAUUUGGAAGUGAAUUCUUUAUCUACAAUUCCCAAUUAUCUACGUAACAAACAAUCCAAAAUGAUUGCUUCAGAUGCAUGUACCGUAGAUUUGAAAUUACUUCUUCAAUGCUAUUGUGUGAGACCAAGAUUGAGACAAAUUGACGAUUAUUUGAAAUUUGUUUGUGGAGCCUACAGUGCAAAAAGUCCAGUUCGAAAAUUUCACUAUUACACAGUCAUUUGCUCGUUAGUAGAGGUUGGAAAUAUUGAAUACGUGAAAAAGUAUGUGCAAGCCCAAUUCGAUAAUUGUGAAAUGUCCAAUGAAGGGAGAAUCAACACCAUGUAUUCAAUUUUAAAGAUCAUUCGAUCCAAAAUUUCUCCUUCUCUCAGACGCAAGUAUUGCACCGAUUGGAAAAAGAAAACUCUCGAUGAAGUUCAUCACAUGAAAGAUUUAUUGACCAUUGCUGAGUGGAAUCAAGUGAUUCAACGAUUUCAUUCAAAAAUUGACACUACUCCUCCAUCCGCGACAAUAACCAACACGGAGCAAUUGUUGGAAUGGGUCUCAACAAACAUUUUAUUAUAUGUAAAAUGA